This is a messenger RNA of Colletotrichum destructivum, 2468 nucleotides long. RefSeq lists its product as uncharacterized. The transcript has 5 exons. The record is from RefSeq and is a predicted model, not a curated record. Bases 219 to 1889 code for a protein of 556 amino acids. NCBI's taxonomy places the organism in Eukaryota, Fungi, Ascomycota, Sordariomycetes, Glomerellales, Glomerellaceae.
CAUUCCGGUACCACAUGCCGUCUCUAUUUGGGGUUAGAUUGGAAGCACUCGAGCUUCACCUGAAUGGCUGGCCUUACGAGGUCCUGGUUGCACAGGCAUAGCCUGAUCGAACUCAUGGCUUAAAAGCCCCGUUCUCCCGGAAUGUGUUGCGCAUCAGAAACUGUGCGAAACAUCGAGGCUCUGCUCUCGAGUCAAUCAGCUGCAGCAAGACCAUCACCAUGGGAUUUUCGUACGACGACUGCCGUCGAUUCCCCGGUCCUCUUGAACCGUAUGGAGAUAUAGCAGGUUUAGGUGUUGUCAUCGGGUUCGUCGCCAGCGCGUGGCUGACGGUCCUGAUCCUCGUCGCCUACUACGUCUUCGCCUUCGAUCCACUCGCGGACCCUUUUGAGGGCACAGGCAAACAGAACAAUCAGAACAAGCCCCCUUACACCCCGAACCCGAUGGAUUUGCUGCUUGCCAGUUACACGAAGUACUUGCGGAGACGCCAAAAUCACGAGGGAUACUCAAUUGAAAACGUAUUUCACAAGUGUAUGCUCUCUCUUGCAGACGCACAGUUGAUCACCGGAAUAUCCAUUCUCGUCAGUGGGUUCUGGUCGCUGAAGCACGGUCCGGGCUUGUCUGCCUAUCAUUGGAAAAUGGUGGUGUCUCUGGCUUGGUUUUCGAGCGUAACCCAUCUGUCGGCUCUCACCUUCUUACGAUCAUACCUUGCAAAGCAUCCAGCAGGACGUCUAUGGCGCCUUGGGCUGAUGCUUAUCCUUCUCGUCCUCCUCUCUGUUGCAUUCAUACCGACAGGUCACUUCGUUUUCAUUAAUACCACUGUUGAUGCCACCUUUUUCUACAAUCUAGAUCAGGCAUCGUACCCUACUAGUGUCAUCGAUCUAGGUCAGGCAUUAUACCCUAUCGACUGCGAUGACUUUCAGCCCCCUGAUCCCGGAUUACCGUAUUCUCAUUAUCUACCGUAUUAUCCCAAGCCUUCUGAGUAUUUCAACAGAACUAUUGAUGCAGAACUCCUAAGGAACGGCACGAUUGGCCCCAAGAACUGCAGAAUUGCAGGCACGCCGGCCUUUCAGCUCAUUAUUACUGGUGCUAUAGUACACCUAAACGAAACAGAGUACCUAUGGAUUAGGGAUUACCCUGCUGUCCAGCGAACUACUUCAAUUCUUCUUGCAUCACCUGCUGCAUGCUUUUUCAAAAAGAGCAAAGGCCAACCAACAGUCGCGUUCGUUUCUAUGGUUUCGUCUCUACUUCUUCUGGCAUAUAGCUAUUUGAUCAGAGCAGCAAAGGUUUUCGAAGGACCCAGUCAGAUAAUAUCGCAACGUAUUCAAAGCGCGUUGGAUCGAGGGUACAGUGCUUUGGUUAAAAAAUGGAACUGGUGUCUCACUCGCAGGAAGCGUGGAGUGUUGGUGGCCUUCGGAAUGGUGUUCCUCCCUUUCCAAGCAUCAAUAUACUGCACUGUGAGGGUAUUUCUGCAUCUUUACACAUCCAUGUUCGCCGAGGUCUUCUCCGUUGUCGUAUCUGCCAUUUGGGGAACCCUAAGCAUAAACGAGCUGAAGAACCUCAGUAGGUCUGAUAGGGUUGAAGAAAACGACUGGACGUUUGGGCAGGUUAUGUCUCUUGCCCUCUUGUUGUCGUCCUUACUCCCUAUAUUUGAUUUGCUUUUCAAGUCCUGCUUCACACGUAAGCAAUUAUCAGGGUGCCCGUUUGUCCCUAUCGGUGGUCCUAGCGCAACGCCUUGUGAGGCAGAAAUACAACUGGAAGACGUUGGUCAUAUGGAUGACAUGGGUUUUCGGCCCAUGUCUCUGAACUCAAAUACUCCAACACCCGAUGUCUCCUCAAGUACAAGUAAGCAGGAAAACAUGACAUUCUUAAGCCAACAAGAAAUUCAAUAGAGAAGAAAGAAAAACGACGUCUGACUAACAUAAUGACUCAUUUGACCUAGACCAAACAGAGCCUUUGAUGCCGGACACCGAAAGAAUGCCUUGCCAAGUCGGCCAACACAGCGAAAGACCCCUAGACUUCGAAAAAGAAAUCGCGUCUCGUGUCCGAGAAAGUGCCACGGCUUAUACCAAAGUCUGGACAAUGUCGGUUCUGUUAAUUAUGACCGGCCCACUAAGCUUGGUUCUUGCAUCUCUUCUUCCAGGAAUCUUACUGAAAAGUACAGUUAGACCUGAAAUCCACCUUGUAAACAGCAUAAGAGUUGUCGCUUUCUCAAUAUGCUUCAUCCAGCAGCAUAUAUACUUACGACUAUAUGUCAACCGAUUAUCUAAGUCUUGGAGACGGAAGGUCCUUUCUGUGACCCUAGUGGUUGUGGUGGCAGGCUUAGCCACUACUCUUUCUGUAUUCGUAUCAAUUGUCGGUGGACUCUCCUUGACUGUAACUCUGUGUGUUUCGUCUGGCUACUGCAUAAUGUUGCUUGUUAUUCUUGCUGAGUUUGGCUGGCUUCUUAUACAAGCCCGCAGUGUAUCUAU